GGACAGACAGACAGACAGACAGAUAGAUAGAUAGAUGGUAGAUAGAUAGAUUCAGACAGAGAGAUAUAUAGGUUCAGACGGAGAGAUAGAUUCAGACCGAUAGAUAGAUUCAGAUGGAUAGAGAGAUAGAUCGACAAUGGAAAAAUAGAUUGUAAAACCUCUUCUAAAAUGUUUCGUCUAUAUAGAAUUCCAAUAAAAUUCCAUUCCAGCGACUUUGAUGAUAGAAAUUUGAUCCACCACCCUUCACGAGCUGACUAAGGCUUGGAAUUCAUUUGAUGACCUGGGGCGGCUAUCAGUCAGGCUGGUUUGAGCUGGACCACUAUGUGGCCUCUGCGGUGUCAGUCGAUUGGAUUGACUUGAAGAUCCUCACCGUGAGCUGCAGCUUCUUCGUGGCCUUCUACGUGAACCAAUGCGUUCAACGAUAUCAACAGCUUUGCUUGGGUCUCCACCGCCUCCUGGCUGCAGUCCACGACUUUGCCUUCCAAGCCCGGCUCCUCGGGCCACCCAAAGCACUGGCGCCCGAAGCGCAACAACUGGGCAGUCGUUGGCUGGCGGGCUGCGCGGUGCUGUGUUUGGAUGAGUUCCAACAUACUUUGAGGGACGAAGACUGGCGCCGACACAUUGACAGUUCUUUGGUUCGGAAGGGCGAGGUGGAAUUCCUGCGGUCCUUAACGCCUGCGCAACGGCUGCUGACGAUGUGUCAUAUGACGGCAGAUCUGUGUAAAUCGCAGCUGAAAGAAGAAGAUUUGAUGUUGAUGCUCACCCGCAUCAUGCACUUCAAGCAGUGCCAACAAGAACUUCUGGACCUGGUGCAAGGCUCUCAGGUGCCUUUUCAAUUCAGGCAUCUCUUGAACGUGAUGGUGUUCCUCACCUUGCUGUGCUUGGCUUAUGGCAUGGCUCUCAGCGAGUCCUGUUUAGCUCCAGUGCUCUUCAUCAUCAUGGAGUUGGUUCUUUUGGGCAUGCUAGAUGUUUGCAGGGAACUUUGGAAUCCCUUUCGCUCUGAGCACUUGGACUUCAGAAUGCUCCAGUGGAAGGAAACCUUUCGUCGUUCUCUCCGACUCGUGACGGUGGAGCAUCACGGCUCCGACUCGGGACAAUGGCAGGCCGAACUGGAGGAGGAACGCCGCGCGAUGCCAGACCUCAUGCUUUACGAGGUUCACCGCGAGUUGCGGGAAGACGCUCCUCCGCUGGAGAUCACCGUCGCCAAGGCAGAGGAGCACGAGCUCUUGCGAUCCUUGGUGUCGGAGUCCGAGGAGGGCGAGCGGGGCCGCCUCAUUUUUCGAUCCUUAGCCUUCCGUGGUGGUGAGCGAAACGUGGUGCUCAGCGUGAAGUUCGAUGGGGAGGACGAGUGGAGAGACUUGCCGCCCACGAAUGGCAAUGGACGUGUGGAGGUUGAUGUGACGGUGCCAGAGCACCUGGUGGAGAAAGCUGCCGAAGAUGGCCUCCUGAAUUUGACGGUCCGGUUGCCGGGUGAGGACAUCACCGCGCGCGCGUCGGCUCUGUUGGUGCAGCCGGAGGGCGUCUUAGUGAUCUCGGACAUUGAUGAUACCGUGAAGGUCACCGAGGUCUUUCUCGGCAAGGACAUGGUGGUGCGAAACACCUUCCUGGAGGAGUUUCGCCCGGUCUCUGGCAUGGUGAACCUCUACCGAUCCUGGUGGGAGGACUAUGGUGCCACCUUCGCCUUUGUCUCCAACAGCCCACCCGAGCUUCAGGAGCCGCUGCGAGAGUUCUUGAUCAAUGCAGGUUUCCCUCUGGCGCCGGUCUUCUUGCGGCCUUUGGGCGGUUCCAAGGAGGACAGGAUCGCCUUCAAAGAGCAGACCAUCUCCGAGCUGCUGCGCCAGUUCCCCCGAAAGAAGGCGGUGCUGGUGGGCGACAGUGGCGAGCGGGAUCCCAUUGUUUGCGCAGAACUGCUGCGCAGGCAUCCGGUGCAAGUGAGCAAGGUCCUGAUUCGACAGGUCAGCCCCACCGCUUCAGUGGAUGAGGCCAUCUUCGCCGGCAUUCCUCCCGACCGUUGGCAGGUCUUUCGUGACCCCAGGGAGGCACAGCUGCCGGAUGAACUCAGGGACUUGGCAUCCGUGUCCGGGAUCUUGGGCUUCGCCCGAAGCCUCGGCUCCAAGGCCUUGCAGGAAGCGGCGAGUGUGCUGCCGGAGCCGGCCGAUGCUGUGGAGGAUUCGCGAAACGUCGCCGCAUGA
Durusdinium trenchii is the source of this 2192-nucleotide messenger RNA. Lineage: Eukaryota; Dinophyceae; Suessiales; Symbiodiniaceae. The record is from the annotation of a GenBank genome assembly.